This is a messenger RNA of Styela clava, 2617 nucleotides long. RefSeq names its product cyclic AMP-responsive element-binding protein 1-like. Gene Ontology annotation, biological process: regulation of transcription by RNA polymerase II. Lineage: Eukaryota; Metazoa; Chordata; Ascidiacea; Stolidobranchia; Styelidae. The record is from RefSeq and is a predicted model, not a curated record. Gene Ontology annotation, molecular function: protein binding; DNA-binding transcription factor activity, RNA polymerase II-specific; RNA polymerase II cis-regulatory region sequence-specific DNA binding. Gene Ontology annotation, cellular component: transcription regulator complex; nucleus.
UUCUUUGAGAUUGUGUUUUUGCUUUAGGUUUUGUUAUUUUAUUAGACUGUGUUAUACUAUAUAAACAGUAGAAAGAACAACUUUUAUUAUCGAUAUGAUUCUCUCUUACCUAUAAACUCAGCAAUGGAAAGCGGAACACAAAGUGUUAUCACAUCUAAUCAACAAUCUGUUAUUCAGUCACCUAAUCAACUGAACAACGGAACUGAUUCUACCAGGAAUACUUCAUCGGAAGAUACCCAGGCUAAUUCUGACACAGCUAAAAGACAGCGGGAAAUCCUUUCUAGGCGUCCUUCUUAUAGAAAAAUAUUGAGUGACCUGUCAAGUGAUAGCCCUAGUGGAAUUAAUCCCGCAGUGAAAAUGGAAGUGCUAAGCGAAAAUAAGUCCUCUGAGGAAUCUGAAUCAGAGUCUGACUUGAGUGCAAUCUCAAUCAAUACACCGACAAUAGCAUACCAAACGAGUACGGGCACUGUUACUAUUCAACAGGCUCCACAAACGAUACAGAUAUCUACACCUUCCAUAAGCGACCAAUCUGACAUGCAAACUUUUUCUGUGGCAAAUGCUCUGAGUCAGGGACAGGCUAUAGUGCAGCAAGAUGGUCAGCUGUGGGUGCCUGGAAGUCAUGUUGUUGUCCAAGGCAGUGGUGGUGAUCUUCAGGCAUACCAAAUUCGCUCAACAGGUGGUGGCCAGCUUUCUGUUGUAUCUGGUAAUUCACCGUCCAACACAGUGCAAACGCCGCAGCAAAUGGCAGAAGAAGCAUCCCGAAAACGAGAGCUAAGAUUAAUGAAGAAUAGAGAAGCAGCAAGGGAUUGUCGACGCAAAAAGAAGGAGUACAUUAAGUGUCUGGAAAACAGGGUACAGGUACUGGAAACUCAAAAUAAGGCACUUAUCGAUGAACUUAAGACAUUAAAAGAGAUGUACUGUGCAAAGGACAUGUGAUCUUAAAUACAGGACAGGAAUGUUAGACAUCCUGUUUGUCCGAUAGCUUGCUCAAGCCUAUAACUGGCAGUGUUAAUAACAGCUGAAUAUUUGUCAGACUGAGUUUAUAUUGAAAAUGCCCACUCGCAUUUUUGGAAUUGCAAACUAUGUUGAAUGAAGCCUCAACUUCACCAGUUUUAGUACUUCGAUUUUAAUGAAGUAUAAUAUAGUUGGUAGCAUCAAAACCUAACACAAAUUUAAUGUAAUACAAAUCAAAUAAUAAUACAAUUGUAUCUUCAACUAAUCUUGUUUUGUGAUAAUAAUUUUAUAAAAUACAUAUGUAUAAAGAAGGUUUGACUUGAUAGUAUCAAUAUCUUACAGAUUUACAAUAAGGAAAAGUCAAUGAAGUUGUGAAGUUAUUGUAUCAUUAGGACUUUAGUAGUACUUCCUAAUUAUUCUCACAAAUCUGUAUUUUUUGAAAGACUGCUUUUAUUUUAAAUCUAUAAAAUGUAUCUUCCGAGAUCAAUUGAGACGAAAGAGAAAAUUUAGUGGAUAUAUUGCUAUUUUAUAAGGUCUUGAGAUUUUAUAUUGAACUACUUUUGUGCACCUAGUGUCUGUCUUGAUUCCUACUUGAAGAUGAUCAUCUUAAAAAUUUAUAUACCGUAAGAUGCGGAAACUUUUAUUUUUCGAAACUUCGAACUGGUAUUUAAUCGGUUAUGAAUUCUGUUAUCCCAAAUAUUUGUUUAAAGUUGCAGAUGGUGAUAUGUUGUGAUUUGAAUUGGUGAUUCUUAUUAUCAUUUUCUCACUGCAUAUUGUACAUAUAGAUUAUUUUAUUUGCAGUGCAGUUUUAUUGUUGCCUGUUUUCCUUGUAAUUAUAUUUUUGCAGGGUUACUAGCAUUUUUGUUGCAAAUUUAUACCUGCCAUGCAUUGGCCAGAAUUAAUUUUGUAACCAAAACCUUCUGUUUUUAAGUACCAGUAAUUAAGAUUUUUGCAUUUCAAAAAAAAUUUCUAGCUUUUUCACCUAAUUUCAUUUGAAUUUUGAUUUGCAAGAGAAAUUGAUGGAAAAUAUUCAAUUCAAUGACACAAGAUGACUAAAGCACUUGAAAGCUGCUUAUUUAUGGACUUAUUCACUCAGUUUUUCAAUAUUUCAAGUAUUUUCAAUAGCCAAACUCAAUUCCAAAAAAUUUUGCCAUUUUUAUAAUUUCGCUAAUUGCUUAAGAGAGUUAAUGUUAUACAACGGUACAUCAGCAUGUUCAUUUUAGUCUAAUCUUUAUGUUUAGAAUAUAUCAUUCAUCCCAAUUUCUGUGGCAGAAAGAAAAAAAGUUAUUUAAUAACUAUUUUUGGUGCAAAUUUUAAAUGCUGGAAUUGAAUCAUUCAGAACUAUCGUUUUUUCUGCCUGCAUUCAAUCAAUUACGGUUUAAAACUUCUGUUCAUGAAUUUAAUCUUCUGCCUUGAAAAACUAUCAUCUUCCAGGAUUUGAGAUGCACUGCAAUGACAGUAAUAAGAAUACAGCAAUUCAAUCAAGGAGGUUGCUGGACACACAUACUGUUCAAGUAUGAUAUGGUUAGUUCGUUGAUCUCUUUAUCUAUGUAAAUUUGAAUUUAUGAUUGCCUUGAAUUUAAAUUUGAUAUCAAUGUGUUUGUAUUCGGCUGUAUUGUUUUGUUGCGUUUAAUAAUAUACCUAUUUCUUUUGAAUUAUUUUA